Messenger RNA from Aspergillus mulundensis, 711 nucleotides. RefSeq lists its product as uncharacterized. The coding region runs from base 1 to 711 and encodes 236 amino acids. The transcript has a single exon. NCBI's taxonomy places the organism in Eukaryota, Fungi, Ascomycota, Eurotiomycetes, Eurotiales, Aspergillaceae. The record is from RefSeq and is a predicted model, not a curated record.
AUGGAUCUCUCCUCGCUGGAAGGUCCUCCAAUUGCGGACACCAGGUUCUCCAAUCCCGCUCAAAGCGCCGCCAAUAUCCCUCAGAUUCGUUUUGAUACCACAUUCAGUCCUGUGAGCCCACUGGGACCGAACAGCUGGGACCUACCCCCACGGCCCGCCUCCACCAGCGCCCUUUCUCCCCGCAGCAAGCACUCGAACACAUCGUCCAAUGACUUCUGGCAAAGCAUGCAUCCCAACGUCACCGAACGAAGUUUCCGUACGCCUCCGAACCAGUCCCUUAACCCAGGAUCAUCCCGAGGGUUCUCUCGCUUUACCACCACCCUAACGCCAGCACCACGAUCUUCGCGACCUCACUCGAACAGCGUAUCAACUCCACACCAGCUAGUUUGGGUGGAAAGCGAGCAGAUAUGGAUUGUGACAGCGCGGACAACAAGCCAUACGCCUGCGCUACAUGAACGACCUCGGUCUUCGUCGUCUAACCCAGGGCAAGCUGGAGAAACUGCAUCAAUAUCUCGUUCCCGACUCAUGAACCGAUACUCUUCAGCAGAUCUCCUGACGGAUACCGAUACUGACGAUCUCCCUCCUCCUUAUGAACAGCAUGUCUACGACCAACCCAUAGGACCUAUUUUACCCGCCGUUACGAGAGUGCGUCCUGAGGAACUGCCGCAGCGGGGAUCUCGAUGGGCGGCCAUUGGACGACGAGUGACAUGA